Aphanomyces invadans is the source of this 1575-nucleotide messenger RNA. RefSeq lists its product as hypothetical. The transcript is spliced from 6 exons. Gene Ontology annotation, biological process: mitotic recombination; double-strand break repair via homologous recombination; double-strand break repair via single-strand annealing. Gene Ontology annotation, cellular component: nucleus. Lineage: Eukaryota; Oomycota; Saprolegniomycetes; Saprolegniales; Verrucalvaceae. The record is from RefSeq and is a predicted model, not a curated record. Bases 31 to 1326 code for a protein of 431 amino acids.
CCAUCGGCGCGCCAUCACGCCGCCCGUGCAAUGUAUGGAAAGCGGGAAGCAAACUCCAUAUUUGGGAGCGUUCCAUUCAACCCAGACGACCAGCAACGGACUGAUGCGUACCUUCGACAGAAGCUGAACGCGAACUUCCUGUCGCGACGACCAGGACCUGGUGGACGGCGGUUGACUUACCUCGAGAGCUGCAAAGCGAUCGAAAUUGCAAACGAAGCGUUCGGCUUCAAUGGAUGGAGCUGCCGCAUCGUCGAUUGCAAUGUGGAAUGCAAGGAGAAGACCGACGACGGCAAGUGGACUGUCAUCUACAGCUCUGUUGUACGCAUCGAACUGAAAGACGGCGCGAGCCACGAAGAUGUCGGGUUCGGACAGAGUGAAGGAAUGAAAGACUUGGGGGCUGCUCUCGAACAAGCCAAGAAGGCAAGCAUCUCCGAUGCGAGAAAGCGAGCUUUGCGCUUGUUUGGGGAAUACCUGGGGAAUUCAUGCUACGACAAAGAGCAUAUAAAAGACGUAGCUGCCAACCGAGCCAACCAUUCGACUCUGCAGUCUCCAACAUCCAUCAAAAUUGAAAACGGACAAGUGCAUACACCAUCGGGAAUGAACACCCCUCCCCUUCACCCUCCACGGGCCGCUCUUUCGUUGCAAGCACCAACCGCCGCUCCACAUUUUCAACCACCUCCUCGAGAGAUCCCAUCACCAGUUUCUUCGGAGUGUGCAGUCGACGGCCGUGCGAAAGUUGGCGACGGACACGCUACUGGAAAUUCGUUCACUCUGCAUGGCCCACCCGCGAAUACGUCCAACCUACCGUCACAUCAAGCGCCCACAAGUCUUCAACAAAAGCAAGACGUGCGGCUAACGCCAGGGACUUCAGCGAUGAAGGCCGAACCCAGAGCCGUCUCUGCACCUCUGAACUAUGCGCUUGCCCCACGUAACCCGCCGCCAGGCACUAUCCCCGCGGCUAGUUGGAACACACUGGCGAAUUCGUCCUCCAACUACACCCCAGGCAUUCAUCCAGCCCAUGACCAGCAUGCAAUUGUGAUUUCACGUGCCCCAACACCGUGUGAAAGUAGAAAUAUGCCAACCCCGCCUACAUUUCACCGCCCAAUGCCUCGUAACACAACGCUGUCGUCGCCAUCCAUGCAGCCCGUCCACAGCACCGACAACUCAGCAGACAUCAAUCGGAAGCGGUGUUUGGACGUGUAUGGCGCGAACGCGACGAGUCACAACUCCCGCAUUGCCGCCGUCGACGAUCUAGAUGGAUUGAGGUUGUCACAAUUUGAGUUCGACGAUGGGUCGGCUGCUGUCGCCAAAAAGGCGCGGCCGUAAACGCCCUUGUGGACUUUCCACUGCACCACUUUCGAGACGAGGUCGUUUUCAUAAAGACGGUUGAAGAAGACUGUGUAUUUGGUGGUGCCCGUUUGUGUUUUGUGCGGGAAUGCUCGCUCGUUGGUGCUGCGGCGGCGAUGGUGGUUGAGCGAAGGCCGUGUUCACGGCAGAAUCCCAUUUGUGAUUUUCUGGAACUGGUCGUACCGCUUCGUCCAUUUGUUCUUGUAGCUGAGCUUGAUCAACUUCAUU